This is a messenger RNA of Lytechinus pictus (painted urchin), 4795 nucleotides long. Its product is annotated as kielin/chordin-like protein. Gene Ontology annotation, molecular function: serine-type endopeptidase inhibitor activity; protein binding. The coding region runs from base 68 to 3073 and encodes 1001 amino acids. The record is from RefSeq and is a predicted model, not a curated record. The transcript has 21 exons. Lineage: Eukaryota; Metazoa; Echinodermata; Echinoidea; Temnopleuroida; Toxopneustidae. Gene Ontology annotation, cellular component: plasma membrane.
AUUCACUUCCCAUCUUCCGCUGUCCUCCUCUUGAAUGUAAUCAUAUUUCAACGUUAUACCAGCAAAAAUGGGAAGUUCGCCACUCUUCAGUACAAUAUCCUUCAAAGACCAGCGUUUGUGCCCUCCUCUUUCUUGUGUAACCAAGUGUAAAUAUGGAUAUGACAUUGAUAAAACUGGAUGUAAGAUCUGCACUUGUAAAGAAAAUGUGUAUUGCCAGCAGAUCACACCAUUCAACUGCCCUUUGACAUGCAAUGAUGGAUAUGCAACUGAUGUUCAUGGAUGUGAUAUCUGCAUGUGCAAAAUACAAAAAUCAGCAUGUAAUGACACCUGCCUCUCUCCCAUGAUGCAUUGUGCCUUUGGCCUAGCAACAGAUCACCUUGGCUGUGAGAUAUGCUCUUGUAAAAUGCCAGUUGCCAGUGGGUUAAUCCUUGCACCUGACACCAAGCCCAAGGAUUGUGUGGCUCUCUCUACCCAGUCAUGUGACUUAACAUGUGAUCAUGGCUACAGAACAGACCAACAUGGAUGUGAGAUAUGUCAGUGUAUGAAUCAAUCAGAUGCGUGUCCAUCUAUGGUCAGUUGCAGACUCAAAUCUAGAUGUCCAUAUGGACUGGCCUCAGAUCAACAUGGCUGUCCAAAAUGUGCAUGUAAACAUCCAGGUGUAUGUGACCCACUUCCAUCUUAUUGUGAUCUUGAGUGUGAACUGGGUUAUUCAACGGAUAAGUUUGGGUGUGAACAAUGCCUGUGCAAGAAAGCUAAAGACUGCCCUGAUCUUCAAACCUGCCCAUUGACCUGUCCUUUUGGACUAGCCACCUGCCCUUGUCGGUGCGAGAUCUGCAAGUGCAAGCUUCCAAAUUCGUACACGCUUCAUGUUCUCUCCGACCUGACUGCUGUCCCCAUCUGGAAUGAAUCCAAAGAGAUUGAAAUCUCUAAUAGUGUUGUGUGUCCUGAGCUGAACUGUCUUGAAGCUUGCCACUUUGGUUAUGCAGUAGAUCCCAUCAGUGGAUGUCAGUCCUGCCACUGCAAAACCAGGUUGCGAUGCCCAUCCCUCCUUGAACCGAUGGUUGCCAUGGAAACACAAUGCGAGUCCAAUGCUGAUUGCAGGAACCCUCAUCAGCUAUGUUGUUUUACCGGUACUCGUUUCAUGUGCAUGGAUGCACUAGAUGACAGUUGUACAGAUGACUAUGGCAGAGUCCACAGCCAUGGAGAGGUGUGGAACGAGGAAUGUGACACGCAGUGUAGCUGUUUCCAUGGUAACAUUAGACACACACAUUUCCAGAUCCAAUCCAUUCCUGAGGGUUGCCAGUAUGAAGUCACACCCGGUCAUUGUUACUACAGCUACACAUGUGUGAAUGGCACAUGCCAGGACACAGAAAACUCCUGGUCUAUUGAUGAAUGCACUCAGUGCUCUUGUCGCUUAGAUGAUGUUACCCCUGUCUGUACCCGCCUUCCUUGCCCAAAGGUUCCCAAAGGAUGUCACGUAGCUGCAGUAGAGGAUUCAUGCUGCCCUGAUAUUGUUUGUCCAGGCUGCAGAGAUGCUGGAGGUCACCUGAAGGUUGAAGGUCAGAUGUGGAAUGACAACCUUUGUACCUCUUGUGUCUGUGAGGAAGGUCAAAGGUCGUGUCGCAGGAUGACCUGUGAGAUCCCUCGUCCUGAAUGCCAACAAAUAUAUCUGCCCAAUCAAUGUUGUCCUAAAACCAUUUGCCCUGGAGAUUUCAAGAGACCUUGUGAGGCAAUACGCUCCCUGAGGAAUCCCUUGCAGCUCCUGGAUGAUAGCCCCACUCGCCAACCUGGACCUUACAUCCCUUCCUGUGUCCCCGAGAGCGGUUACUUCAACGCUACCCAGUGCUACCCUGCUGAAGGUCUCUGCUGGUGUGCAGAUCACCUUGGUACAGAGGUUCCCGGAACUAGGACAAGAAAUGGCAUUCCAAAUUGCAGGGAUUAUGGAUGUGUGGACCUCCAGGGAAACUAUCAUCGUGAGAACGACACCUGGAACCGUGAUCAAUGCACCACAUGCCAGUGCAUCCAAGGCAUACUGGUCUGCAGGGGUCCCCGGUGUAGGAGCCCUCCCAGGGGAUGUGAUGUGUUUGAAGAAAGGGAGAACUGUGAAUGUCCACGGUUCAUCUGCACUGGUUUCUGCUUUGAUGAUCGUCACAGCAUCAGACGUAUUGGUGAGUUGUGGCACACAGCCGACUGCACAAGAAGCUGUGAGUGUGGAACGAAUGGUGUGAUAACUUGUCAAGACAUAGCGUGUCAAGAACCUCUGUUGAUUCCCGAUGGCUGCUUCCACAAGAAACGAUCACCCGAUGAUUGCUGCCCCUCUGUAGUUGUCUGCCAUGAUGACUUGUCAAGCUGCCCAGCAGGUACACCAGUGGCCAGUUGCUUCUCUGAUCCAUGCCUGGAUGCUACCUGCUAUACCCAUCCCAAUGCCAUCUGCCAUGCCAAUUUCUGUGGUGGCUGCAGGGCAAUCUUCUACGAUGAUCAGAACACGGGUCCAAUACAAUGUAGAAGACAAGCUGACUCUCCGUACAGAGUUCAGCAGUAUGGGACUCAUAACAUCAGCUGCCAUGCAUUGCUGGAACAGACAACUCCCAGUGACACAGCAUAUUACCCUCGAUGCACUGGACACGACACCUAUUCAGCAAAGCAAUGUGAUUCCCUCGGCUCAUGUUGGUGUGUAAACCCAGAUGGAGUGCACAUAGCUGACAAUGGGAUGGCAGCAGAUAGUACCGAGUUAUGUAUCGCAGCCCCCUGUCGUCAGGAGCUUGAAUCCAACCGGGAAAAGUUUGAACUGGGCCAAACUGUGACCUCUAACCCUUCAUGUGACCUCCAGGGCAUGUACAUACCUCAGCAGUGCACCAUAGACGGUGCCCAGUGUUGGUGCACUGAACCAGAUGGUACGAUGAUACCCAACACCAAGACGCAGAGUGGAGGAUCUGUCACCUGCUUGGCAGCUUGUGGCAACAGACAGGCACUAACCACCCAGUCGUGUAACUCGGUUAUUCCAUGCCCUCCCAAUUACACCUGUAACUUCAUGACACCUUCCAACCAUGGAGUCUGCUGUCGUCCUUCAUAAGAUCUAUGAAAAAUCCCAGUCAACGAUCAACUUGAUGUCUCAUUUCCUUGGAGUGGGAACUUUAUCUUAGUUUGUUCAGAUAUACAUAGACUCUGUUGCAACAAGAAAGGACUGUUUUUGUCUGUGGAAUACUUUGUUAGCACAAAAUGUAUGGUUUUUUUUCCUAUUCUACACUUAUUAUGAGUGACCUCAUUUUGUAAUAUUCUCAGAAGUGUAGCCUAUAUUUGUAUGAUAUACAUACCACAUUAUUGUACUUUUCUUUGUACAUAGCAAUGUCAGCAAAAUACCAAGAAGUUUCAGCAGUAUAAUUAGCGAUAAGGAAACUUCUCAAGUAGAUCAUUGAGCUAAAUAUAUACGUAUGUCAUGCUAAUACACUUCAGGAAAAUACAAGGUAUUGUAAUUUGAACAAGGAGAAUAUAUUUGCGAUGUUGGGUCUGGUCUUCCUUAAUAGUGGAUGAAAAAAUAGUCAGUCCUGCCAGGAGUUAUUCACUGACAGCAAAAAUCAAUUAUAAACAGCUCUAGACCAAUCAAAUCUCUUGGAAUUGGUUGUUUCUCUCUUAAAACUGAUAUCAGCUGGAAAUCAAAACUGACAACCUGAUUUUAACAUAGUGAAGUGAAUUCUAUAAUUCCUUUUAUUUCUUUUUUCCCCAAUCUGCCCAAGCCAAGUUUUUUUUUUCCCUCAAACUUUCUUCCUGCAGAUCACUUGAAAUAUUUCCAAGAAGUAUGAAAUGAAAAUGUUCAGACACAAUUUUCCAACGUUUCCAUCAUGUCGGUCACUUUAUUACUGCAUUACAUUAAUGCACACAGGUCGUCAAGAAUUCAGCUUCUUUCCUAUGCACUUUAACACUUGUUAAGGUUAUAAUGAAGUAAAGGUUAAAAGAUGAAAGAUUAAACCUUUUAGGAAAUCCCAGUGUACACUGACGAGGAGAAAUUGUCAGAAACAAGUGCUUGUUUAUUUGAGUUUUUGAUCAUUUUUCAGCUGGUUUCUUGGUGUACCUUGCUAGAUUUAUAAGGGUUUCAGGGGGUAUCACACUGAGUGGAGAAUGGUUGCAAAUGUAGCAAUUUUCGUAUUUUUCCACGUUUCAAAAAGUUGCAAACAGGUUUUCCUUUGCAAAUCACAUUUCCUUCAAACUCUAGCUAUUGUUUGCAAAAUGGUUGUAAGCCUUUCAAAACGGGUGUAAGACAAUGUCACUGAAAUUCUUUUUGAUUCGCUAAUGCUUGCAACAUUACCACAUGACCCUUUUAUAAAAUCGACCUACUAAGCAAAUGUGCUUCAAAUGUUUGUGUACUUGCUAUUUAGUAGCUCUUCAUGUUGCAAAGAAAUGUUUGCAAAUGUUUGCAACACUAAUCAGAAAAGAUGGCAAAUCCAAAACCACUACAACUGCAAGCAUUCAUUUGUCCUUGUGAAAUAUUCCAACAUUCUUUGUAAAGUCCCUUCUAUUGCAUGAACAACAAAUACUUUCAUAUCAUAAAUUACUUGAAAUUCAGUUUGAUUUCAUCACCUUGUUAUUCUUGGAGAGUUCUUGAGAUAUUUAUAACAAGCUUUGUAUGGACAAAUAAGCCUGAAAAUGAAAUUCAGAAUUGGCUGAAAUCAGCAUUAUUAUAGAUGUACAUGUAUGUAAUAGCCUGUACUUGCCUUUCUUUUGUAUUUACCAGUUGAUUGUACUUGCCAUUUUUUAUGAACAUACGAGUAACUCAAAUAAAGUUGCCAACUAUGGUAUG